Scomber scombrus (Atlantic mackerel) is the source of this 3917-nucleotide messenger RNA. RefSeq names its product SH2 domain-containing protein 3C-like. Lineage: Eukaryota; Metazoa; Chordata; Actinopteri; Scombriformes; Scombridae. Gene Ontology annotation, biological process: positive regulation of peptidyl-serine phosphorylation; small GTPase-mediated signal transduction. The coding region runs from base 141 to 2741 and encodes 866 amino acids. The transcript is spliced from 12 exons. The record is from RefSeq and is a predicted model, not a curated record. Gene Ontology annotation, molecular function: guanyl-nucleotide exchange factor activity; phosphotyrosine residue binding.
ACACAACCCCUUCCGCAGUGUUUCCGAAGACAGGAAGCAGAUUCACCCUGUUGAGUAAAGAGCAUGCAGCUCACACAGCAGCAAUAAGUGGAAGAUACUUUAAUUUAUAACCAUUGUAUAUUUAUUCUAACCUGUGAAUCAUGAACAAGCGGAAACUGAGUUUAAAGUGGUUCGGGAGCCUCACCAACCUCUCGAUCCGCCGCUCGUCAGAAAAAGUCAAAAACAAGUCGAUCCCAGAGCACGAUGGGAGCCUCGUCGCUACCAAACCGGCACCGGUUCAGGACCAGUCUGUGGACGACAUGGAGUCCUGCCUGCACAGCCCCAGCUACGCACACUCCAGCGACAUGUACACACACGUGGGCACCAUGCCACGGAGCGAGAGGCAGAAGAAGAGCCUCAAGGGGCCGAAGGAGAUGAAAAUGAAAGAAGAAGAGGAGGAGGAGGGGGAGAUGGUGGAGGAGGAGGAGGAGAGCAAGGGUUGGAAGGGGGAGCAUGUCCGAAACUCUCCUCUGCUCAGUGCUUUGUCCAGCUCGAGCCUGAGCAGUCUGGAUCGGCCGUCGCCUGUUUCUGUUUCUGCUCGGCCGCUUCCAGCCACACCGACGCUCCACCGAGCUUCACCUUUGACCUCGCCGCCCGACAUCAUCGACCCUUCUUCAGCGGGAAGCCUCAUGAAGAGCCGAGAGGAGCCGCCGAGGAGCAGGGACGCGCCGGUAGCAGAGAGAGAUAUAUCCAAACAGGAUGUGUACGUGCCGAUGGACCCGAUAGCGGAGACGGGGCGCAGACACGUGGACGAGAACCAAACAGGAGUCACGUGUUCACAGGAAACCACGAAGCCUCUGAGCGGCUCACAGGAAGUGGGGAGCAGUCGUCUGGAUUCGACAGACAGCAGCGGAGAAUAUGUGAAGUUUUCCAAGGAGAAGUUCUGGUUGGAGCCGCCGUCGGACAAACUGAGGAAGCAGCUGGAGGAGGAGCUGAAGCUGAGCGGCACAAACCUGAGGAGCCACGCCUGGUACCACGGACGCAUCCCAUGGGAGGUUUCGGAGAGUCUGGUGGUGAACCACGGUGACUUCCUCAUCAGAGACUCUCAGUCCAGUCAGGGCGACUUUGUCCUCACCAGCCACUGGGAACAGAAAACCCUCCACUUCCUCGUCAAGAAGACGGUGCUGCAGUCCAGCGAGACGUACACCCGGGUCCAGUACAGCCUCGAGGAGGAAGCCUUCGACACCAUUCCGGCCCUUGUUCACUUCUACGCCGGCAGCAAAGCGGCUCUGACCCGGUGGAGCGGGGCGCAGAUUCAACGGCCGGUCAACAGGACGUUACCGCUGAGCUACCUGGAGACGGCGUUCUACACCGCCGUCAGCCCGCCGCCCUGCCAUGGAGGGCCGACGGGUGGAGAGCAGAGGGUCUGUCCCAGAAGUCCUUCCUCUCUCCGCCACAAGGAGGCAGAUGUUAACAGAGAAAAGGAAGACCGGCCUGCACUCACAGUCGGAGAAUCAUCUCUCUCCACUCCGUACAACAACACCCCACAUUCCAGAAGCCCUUGCAGUAGCCGGGCAGCCAGCAUUACCUCUUCCCCACCCCUCACCAGGCACUCAGAUGCAGCUCGACCCCUGCCUUCCCCCAACAGCUCCCUCCACAGAUCCCUAACCCAGGAGUCUCCGUCCCCUAAUACAGAUGGAAGCUGUUACACAGAGCUCUACCCCGGCCCUCAGAGCUACGUGGAGAGGCUGCGGGUGGAGGAAGGGUCGGCAGGUGUCGACCAGCUGAGGGUGGAGGACGGGAACGUGUACUUCUCUCCAGUGGUGGAGACGGUGUCUUCCUUCGGGCCCAGCAGGUACCAGUCGACGCUUAUGCCCAAGGAGAAUAAACCCCUGGAUGUGAUCAUCCUACGGAGAGUGAAAGAACUUCUGGCCGAGGUCGACCCCAAGACGGCGGCCAAACACAUCACCAAGGCUGACUGCAUGGUGGCCAGGAUUCUGGAGGUGAGUCCGGAGGUGCAAAGGACGAUGGGUGUCAGCUCAGGGAUGGAGCUGCUCACCCUCCCACAUGGCCAACAGCUCAGACUGGACCUGCUGGAGAGGUUUCAAACCAUGGCGAUCAUGUUGGCUGUGGAUGUGUUGGGCUGCACGGGGACAACGGAGGAGCGAGCCAGUCUGCUGCAUAAAAUCAUCCAGAUCGCUGCUGAGCUCAAGAGCAACAUGGGCAACAUGUUUGGCUUCGCUGCUGUCAUGAGAGCUUUGGAGCUGCCGCAGGUGUCCCGUCUGGAGCAGACCUGGACGGCGCUACGCCAGCGACACACAGAGGGCGCCAUUCUCUACGAGAAGACUCUGAGGCCAUUUAUGAAGAGCUUGAACGACGGGAAAGAGAGCUGCCCGCUGUCCAGCACCACCUUCCCUCAUGUCCUCCCCCUCCUGUCUCUGCUGGAGAAGAGCGUGGCGGUGGGCGAGGGGUCGGAGCCGUGGGAGACGGUGGAAGCCGGCGUGGAUGUGGUCAUGUUCCACCUGGGGGCGGCGAGGACCAUCGCAAAGCUGGGGGGCAUCUACCACUCCAACGCUGAGAGCAAACUGCAAGGUUUCCAGGAGCAGGCCGAGGUCUUCGAGCUGUUCCUCACCGACUUCCAGAUGAGGCUGCUGUGGGGGAGCAGGGGAGCGCAGGAGGUCCAGGCUCUCAGAUUCUCAAAGUUCAACCAGGUGCUGACGGCUUUGUCCAACAAGCUGGAGCCGCCCGUCAGACCGCGCUGACCCCAGAACCUGUUUCCACUGUUUAUUCAGAGUCCAGGUCGGCGGAGCUUCUUCCCACAUGCUCACUGAGUAUCAGAUAUUCUUCUGUUGGACACUGAGCAGCUCUUCCUAGCAGAUUGGGAUUCAGGGAUUUGCUCAAUUAUAAUUAAUCAUUAUAAAGGAGAGCAAGAUGAUGUUUGCACUCCAGUCUGCAAGUCUGGAAGGCACAGAGUCGUUCUUCAGCAGGACGGAUGUUGGUCCAUCGUAUCCUAAUGUUAACGUUUAACUUCUAACAGCAGCAUCUUUUGGAAGCUGAGGAUAGUUUCUAGAAGAAGUCAUUAGGUUCAGGGCGGUGUAUGAAGAGGAGGAGCACUGUGGAGGGAGGGACGGAGAAGCUGCAGAAUAUACAACGUUAGAGAUUUCCAGCUGCUGCUUUGGUAAACAUCUGGACCAUAGUUUGUCAGUUUGUUCUCAUUCACCACUCUGUGUGCUUAACUGAGGGCUUGUUUCAAAGCACCAGAGUCAGAGUCAGAGCAUGUUAUCCUGCCAGCAUCUUUUACAUGUUAAAGAGUUCAACAGAGAACCAAAAGAUAUCAGUGAAAUGGACCGUAGAUACCGAACAGUCACAUGUUCUGUUGCAGGAAGAGUGAAAUGUAUUAAAGGCUGGGCCUCAGCGCCGUAACUCAUUUUUAGUUUAAUGUAAUGUAUAGAAACGUGUUUUUAUGUCUCUCUGAAGGCUGGACCUUCCUGAAAAAACUGUAUAAACUGUAACUGUCUUAUUGUAAAACACAAUAACAGCAGAGAAUAAUAACAUGGUAUCUACAUUUAUAUAUGUGAUAUAUGCAAAAUUCAAAUUUAAAAAAUGUACAUUUAGUAUUUUUGUUGGUUUUAUAUCAUUUGAAAUUACAUUUGCACCUUUUUUUAACCAAAAGUAAGACUGAAUGCUCCUGAAAAUGUCAAAUGGUGUAACCACAAAAGAAUGAUACAUAUUACAUAUUUUAUCCACCUAGAGAGAAAGAAAGAAAGAAAGAAAGAAAGAAAGAAAGAAAGAAAGAAAGAAAGAAAGAAAGAAAGAAAGAAAUAAAGAAAUAAAGAAAGAGAAGUAACCACAGUAGAAUGAUACAUAUUACAUGUUUUAUCACCUACAGUGUAUUUAAGUGGACUUAUACUAAUAAUGAUUCAUUUAAAACAUGUAAA